AUGUUCCUUGCAAAUGGGGCAUCAUUUCAAAGAUGACCUGGAAUCUUCUGGUCACACACUGCUGUGGGACGGCAUUUCACUACCCUUAAGACUUGUUUUACUGUUCCUGCUACGAAUGCAUGUUCCUUGCAAAUGGGGCAUCAUUUCAAAGAGAUGACCUGGAACCUUCCGGUCACACACUGUUGUGGGACGACAUUUCACUACCACUUAAGACUUGUUUUACUGUUCCUGCCAUGAAUGUAUGUUCCUUGCAAAUGGGGCAUAAUUUCAAAGAGAUGAUCCGGAACCUUCUGGUCACACACUGCUGUGGGACGGCAUUUCACUACCCUUAAGACAUGUUUUACUGUUCCUGCUACGAAUGCAUGUUCCUUGCAAACGGGGCAUCAUUUCAAAGGUAACAAUUGCAUGCAUGUUAUGGAAUCUUCUGGUCACACACUGCUGUGGGACGGCAUUUCACUACCCUUAAGACAUGUUCCUUGCAAAUGGGGCAUCAUUUCAAAGGUAACAAUUACAUGCAUGUUAUUUUUUUUGGUUGCAUAGAUGACCUGGAACCUUCCGGUCACACACUGUUGUGGGACGACAUUUCACUACCCUUAAGACAUGUUUUACUGUUCCUGCUACGAAUGUAUGUUCCUUGCAAACGGGGCAUCAUUUCAAAGGUAACAAUUGCAUGCAUGUUAUGGAACCUUCUGGUCACACACUGCUGUGGGACGGCAUUUCACUACCCAUAAGACAUGUUCCUUGCAAAUGGGGCAUCAUUUCAAAGGUAACAAUUGCAUGCAUGUUAUUUUUUUGGUUGCAUAGAUGAUCUGGAACCUUCUGGUCACACACUGCUGUGGGACGGCAUUUCACUACCAUUAAGAUAUGUUCCUUGCAAAUGGGGUAUCAUUUCAAAGGUAACAUUUGCAUGCAUGUUAGUUUUUUUGGUUGCAGAGAUGACCUGGAACCUUCUGGUCACACACCGCUGUGGGACGGCAUUUCACUACCCUUAAGACUAGUUCCUUGCAAAUGGGGCAUCAUUUCAAAGGUAACAAUUGCAUGCAUGUUAGUUUUUUGGUUGCAUAGAUGAUCUGGAACCUUCUGGUCACACACUGCUGUGGGACGGCAUUUCACUACUCUUACGACCUGUUUUACUGUUCCUGCUACGAAUGCAUGUUCCUUGCAAGUGGGACAUCAUUUCAAAGGUAACAAUUGUAUGCAUGUUAUGGAACCUUCUGGUCACACACUGCUGUGGGACGACAUUUCACUACCCUUAAGACUUGUUUUACUGUCCCUGCUACGAAUGUAUGUUCCUUCGCAAAUGGGGCAUAAUUUCAAAGGUAACAAUUGCAUGCAUGUUAUGGAACCUUCUGGUCACACACUGCUGUGGGACGGCAUUUCACUACCCUUAAGAUAUGUUCCUUGCAAAUGGGAUAUAAUUUCAAAGGUAACAAUAUGAUGCAUGUUAUUUUUUGGUUGCAGAGAUGACCUGGAACCUUCUGGUCACACACUGCUGUGGGACGGCAUGUUCCUUGCAAAUAGGGCAUCAUUUUAAAGGUAACAAAAUGAUGCAUGUCAUUUUUUGGUUGCAGAGAUGACCUGGAACCUUCUGGUCACACACUGCUGUGGGACGGCAUUUCACUACCCUUAAGACAUGUUCCUUGCAAAUGGGGUAUCAUUUCAAAGGUAACAAUUGCAUGCAUGUUAUUUUUUUUGGUUGCAUAGAUGACCUGGAACCUUCUGGCCACACACUGCUGUGGGACGGCAUGUCGCUACCCUUAAGACAUGUUCCUUGCAAAUGGGGCAUCAUUUCAAAGGUAACAAUAUGAUGCAUUUUUUUGGUUGCAGAGAUGAUCUGGAACUUUCUGGUCACACACUGCUGUGGGACGGCAUUUCACUACCCUUAAGAUAUGUUCCUUGCAAAUGGGAUAUCAUUUCAAAGUUAACAAUUGCAUGCAUGUUAUUUUUUUUGGUUGCAGAGAUGAUCUGGAACCUUCUGGUCACACACCGCUGUGGGACGGCAUUUCACUACUUUAAGACAUGUUCCUUGCAAAUGGGGCAUCAUUUCAAAGGUAACAAUAUGAUGCAUUUUUUGGUUGCAUAGAUGACCUGGAACCUUCUGGUCACACACCGCUGUGGGACGGCAUGUUCCUUGCAAAUAGGGCAUCAUGUCAAAGCAUCAAGUGCUCCACUCCAUGAUGUCUGUUCUACCUCCAGUUUUAUCAGAUGGUUUAAAGUGGAGAAGAAACCAGUUUUGUCUCCUGCUUCAUCUGUGAACCCUUUGGACUUUGGUGAUUGAAGGCUUCCUCCAUGUUCUCCACCACCUCCAUGCAGCAUUCCAGGUCGGCAUACUCGAUGCGCAUGGACUCGGCUUUGGACGGGCUGAACGUCAGAUAGGAGGCCAACUCCGGCCCGGCGUGGAUCUUCACCUCGUCGCAGAAAUACUUUCUCGGUGUGGAGUGUCGCAAUGAUCUGGUCGAAAAGCGGCGUUCUGAGGAUGUCACGGUGGAUCAGGAGCGUUUCCAUGGAAUUGCACGCAGACGGGUAUUCACACUUGGCGUCUCGGACUGGAAGAGAUGAAAUAAUGACGCGAAGACGUGACAGAUGCCGUCGGUGUGACCCAGCACCGGGAUGCCCUUGGCGGAUCGCUGGAUUUUUCGGACUAGCCUGGAGGAUCCGCAAGCUGCACAGCCUCUGUGACGCCAUGCAUGGAGAGAACUUCCUGAGUGAGCUGAUGGAGGACACGGAUGGUGUUUGCCGCCUCUUUGCCGCCCUUCAGCAGCAGCGCGUUCCCACUGGCGAUGGCCAACGCUGAUAACUGUGGAGAGGAACACACCAUAUUUCUUUCUUGGAGCUUCUGGCCAACAGCAACAAGCAGAAGUCCAGAUUGGUCACCAGAACCUGAGAGAUGCUAUACUGGGUGAACAUGGCCUCGUACAGCGCCAUCAAUCCACUCUGGCCCGCCGCUGCACAGGCUCGGGCCUCCAGCACCGGGCCUGACGGACGCUCUGAGACAGCAGGAUUUCGUGUCGGAGUCGCUGCUUGCCAAAGGCUACCGCUCCACUGGUGACGAUCAUCAUUUCACGGCCUUGGUUGUGCAGCACGGCCACCUCGGUGACAUGGAACACAAGCGUCAGUCAAAACUGGAUGGAAAAAAACUGGAGUCUUCAGUUCUGAUGUGGUCACCCCAGGAGGAAUAUUUACGAGCUUUCCGUUGGAUCCUUGAACACAUCCUCCAGAGCAGCAUCCUCACUUUCAGGAACCUUGUUGACAUCUUCAUGGUGGUCUUCGGUUCCAACACAAGACUCUGGACUAAACAACCCCUCCUGGACCUCCUGAUGGACCAUUGUGGUGGACUCUGGUAAUCUCUGACUAAGGAAGCGUCGGAGGAGGCGUUUGGCUUGCAAAUAUUUCUCCGAGUACUCUAACUCGGUUGAUGUGGACCUGGUACACAACACAAGCAUUGGAUUAUGAUGCGUUAAUCCAAAAAACAGGAAGUGGUCGCUAACCUUUGCGGGCGACACACGCCGAGACUGUGCCAGUGAGCCGAGUAUCUCUGUCCGCUCUCCCAGUCCUCCUCCAUAACGCUGCAGUCCAAUUCCGCUCCACCAACACGAUUCAUUCUUAGCGCCUCUGUCAAGAACUACUUCUUUAAAUCCAAACCAUCAGUAGUUAAUCUUAGUUAAUCUAAUUUAACAACAAUGGUAAAGCACAGCAAUGAAAAAGUAACACAAGUGAGUAAAACUUACUUCUGCGUCGGCGCGUCCGCCUUGUCAGAAUGCGACCGUAUGAGAAUCGGCCAGCGAGGGUGGACAAGAGGAUUAGUGCCCGUGUUUACAUAGUUGUGUGUCUGCAGUUAUUUCGGUUCCAUGCCGGUUGGUGUGAGAUGGAAUCAAACCGCUCCCCUCAAUAUGUUAACAAUUUAAACGCCUCACAUAAAAACAUUUUUAUAUUUUAUUUUAUAUAUUUUAUUAAGGGACAAUACUAUAGAGGGGCGGCACGGUGGUCGAGUGGUUAGCACGCAGACCUCACAGCUAGGAGACCAGGGUUCAAUUCCAUCCUCGGGUAUCUCUGUGUGGAGUUUGCAUGUUCUCCCCGUGCAUGCAUGGGUUUUUUUUCGGGUACUCCGGUUUCCUCCCACAUUCCAAAAACAUGCUAGGUUAAUUAGCGACUCCAAAUUGUCCAUAUGUAGACUAAUAAUAGGCUAUAGUAAACCACAAGACAGCGAUCAAUUAAUUAAUUUAUGAAAUUUUCUAACUUAAUGAGUGAGCGCGCAGGCCACACAGCUAGGAGACCAGGGUUCAAUUCCACCCUCGGCCAUCUCUGUGUGGAAUUUCCAUGUUCUUCCCCGUACUCCGGUUUCCUCCCACAUUCCAAAAACAUGCUAGGUUAAUUAGCGACUCCAAAUUGUCCAUAGGUAUGAAUGUGAGUGUGAAUGGUUGUUUGUCUAUAUGUGCUCUGUGAUUGGCUGGCCACCAGUCCAGGGUGUACCCCGCCUCUCGCCUAAAGAAGACAGCUGGGAUAGGCUCCAUCACCCUCGCCACCCUUGUGAGGAAAAAGCGUAAGAAAAUUAAUGAUUGAAUGAAUUGUGGAAAACAUGGCUGCACGGUGGAGAAGUGGUUUGCGUUCAGGCCUCACAGCUAGGAGACCCGAGUUCGAGUCCACUCUCUGUGUGGAGUUUGCAUGUUCUCCCCGUGCAUGCAUGGGUUUUUUUUUCGGGUACUCCGGUUUCCUCCCACAUUCCAAAAACAUGCUAGGUUAAUUAGCGACUCCAAAUUGUCCAUAGGUAGACUAAUAAUAGGCUAUAGUAAACCACAAGACAGCGAUCAAUUAAUUAAUUUAUGAAAUUUUGAAACUUAAUGAGUGAGCGCGCAGGCCACACAGCUAGGAGACCAGGGUUCAAUUCCACCCUCGGCCAUCUCUGUGGAGUUUCCAUGUUCUUCCCCAUACUCCGGUCCAGUAUAAACAAGCUAGUGGUCUUGGAGAAGGAUGUGUUCGUGUGGACAGGCAAAGGCAAACCUGUAUGGAUCAUGAAGAUAGGGACCUGCAGAGACCUGAACAGCAACGAGUAGUCCAUUAGUGUUAGCUAAAAGCCCUCUAAUCUUAUGGCAUCAGCACUUGAGGGCAGAGAAAGAAAGCAAUCAGGACACCAUAGCCCAAACCAGCAUGCAGGCGCACCCGCGCAUCUGACUAUAUAAGGAGUCUCCAAAAGGACAGCGAUGCACCUGGAAGCUUGGAGGCCAACUGAAGAGAGACAAUGGAAGAGAAGACUACAGAAAACGGAGUGGCAGCCAUGGCCGCCUGCUACCAGCACUUUGACCCGGUGGCGUACCUGCAGUACAAUUACACUCCGCCACGGGCUGACUUUGACAGGAAGGACAGUAUUGUGCCGUGGAAACUGGCGUGCUUGCAUCGAGCCUUCACAGAAGGUGAUGUGGGUGGCAAGCUGCUGGUGGACAUCGGAUCGGGUCCCACCCUGUACCAGGUGCUGAGCGGCUGCGAGGUCUUCAACCAAGUGGUCCUCACAGACUUCCUGGAGGUCAACCGCAAGGAGCUGAGGCGCUGGCUGCAAGGCGAGGAAGGCUGCGGCCUGGACUGGACGCCUUACCUGCAGCAUGUGUGCAAGCUGGAGGGUCGACGGCCUUCAGAAUGGGCAGAGAAGGCCGCAAAGCUGCGCCAGGCCAUCACCGACAUUCUCCCCGUCGACGUGCACCGUCCCCAACCUCUGGAACCUCACGUCCUCCCACCUGCCGGGGCCGACUGCCUGGUGUCCUGCUUCUGCCUGGAAAGCGUGAGCCCCAACUUGGCCGCCUUCACUAAGGCUCUGGGCCACAUUCAGAAGCUGCUACGUCCGGGCGGCCAUCUCCUGCUCAUCGGUGCCCUGGGGGAGAGCUUCUAUUUUGGGGGACCCGGAGUGAAAAUCCCUGUGGUCCCUCUGGAUGAAGCGGAGGUGUGUGCCAGUUUGAAGGAGAGCGGUUACACCCUUAUCAGGCUGGAGGUGUACACUCUGCCUCAGGACAUGAGAGUGGGGGUGGAUGAUGUCACCGGGGUGUUUUUUGCCAAGGCGAGGAAGGACUAACAGUGGACUCGUGUAUAAAAAUGGACAAGGACGGGAGACGGCAGCUGGUGUUUGAACGUGGAUAAACAGCUCCCCCUGCUGUCUGAACGACGCCAUUACAGCACAUCCACUUGAUCACAGAUAAGGCUUUAAAAAUAAAUCCUAAUAUAAUUUUUAUUUAGUCCAGAGUACAUUAAAUAUAUAAAUAAUAUAUUACACACAUAUUAAUAAUAUUACAGUAUAUUGUAAUUUGUUUAAAAAUAAAAAAUAACAUUAAAAAAUAUUUAUUGAAAAAUGAUACUAUAUCAGGUGUCACAUACCUUAUUAAUUUUUUUCAGGCAUAUGCCUUUUUACUUUUUUUUUGUUUCUUUACAUUAAUAUAUUAAGCUUUGUUUGCCAUAUUUUGGGGUUGUAUUAAAUAUAUGUUUUUUGAUGCAAAUGUAUCCAUAUUAGUUACAAUAAACCUACCAUUAAAGUUAUCUACUCUUCAUAACUUUGUAGGGGGGGUCAACUUACAAAAUUAUAUUUAUUAUUUGUUUAAAUUUCAAGUACCCUCAGAGGUACUAGGAUAUAUGUAUUUUUCAUAAAAUAUUUCCAAUGUAAUGUAGAAAAAAAUGGAUAUAUUAAAAUAUAUCAGUAAAAAAAGCCAAAAACCAAGAGCCACAAAUGGCCCCCAGGGCCUCAUUUUGGACAAAAAUAUUCUAUUAAAGUAACUUUUUGAAAGAAUGGCACCAUACUUAUAUGGCAUAUAUGUAAAUAUAUUAUAUAGAGACAAAUGACACAUAGUAUACACAUUAAAAGCAUUACAUUCACCAUCAUUUACAAUACGUACACUGUAGUGCACUUUGUUCUUUAUACAAUUGCUGGCCCUUGUCGUAUUUACAUCACAACCAUGCACACACACACACACACACACAAACGACCACGUCAUUGUCCUUCGUCUUUCACGUUGGCAUCCUCCGUUUUUCCCUGAUGCCAGCUGACCUUUGCCGGACUCAAAGACUCCAAAGACUUGUUUUUUAUUCUCCGAUCUACCAAGACAUAUCAUAUUUAAUGAAGUAAUUAAGAGGAUAAAUAUGAAAAAUGUAUUUUCUGUACCGUUUUCUGUACCGUCGUCCUCUCCGGAAGGUGGGUCAUCCUGGUCCACCGAGGUCAUGUCUAUGGAGGACAGGUGCGCUUGAGCCAUUCUCUGCACAGCUGAAAUGCAAAAUGAAGUAUAGGCUCGGUUCCUUGUAUUGCAUGUCCAGUUCCUGUAGGUCAGGGAAUGUUCUAAGGCCAGUCCAGGGGGCCAUUUGUGGCCCCCGGGAACACAUAACAACACAUCAGUAUCCACUACAAAUUUUUCCACAUACUGAAAACUAAAAGGUUACUGUUGAUUAGUAGUUUUCUUCUUCAAGGGAUUAUUAUGUUAUGUUUUUUCCACUUUUUUGACCUAUAAAUGUAAUAAAAUGUUGUAUUCUCGUGUUAAACGAUGCCAAAGUUUCAGAUAAUUAAAUUUUCGCAUUUGGAAGUGAGCCUUGAAAAAAAUUUGGUACGGCUCAAAACGCUCAGUUUCAAAAGGCGUGGUAAAACUGCCCAUUUGUGAUGUCACAGAGAGGCGGAUGUCCUU
Messenger RNA from Doryrhamphus excisus (bluestripe pipefish), 7646 nucleotides. NCBI's taxonomy places the organism in Eukaryota, Metazoa, Chordata, Actinopteri, Syngnathiformes, Syngnathidae. The record is from RefSeq and is a predicted model, not a curated record.